Molecule: messenger RNA, 4087 nt
Organism: Bactrocera tryoni
Lineage: Eukaryota; Metazoa; Arthropoda; Insecta; Diptera; Tephritidae
Exons: 11
Coding region: 950-3142 (730 amino acids)
Molecular function (GO): carbohydrate binding
Source: RefSeq, a predicted model, not a curated record
UUUAUGAUGAGGGUUCCUUACAAUAUUUGAAAUAAAAUUUCCAUUUACGUCACACGAUUGUUUGUUACGGUAUCCCCUUUGCGUUAACUCCAGAGUCAUUAACCAAAGUGUUUUAUAAAAGAAAACUUAGUGGCGAUUGGUGUGAAGACUGUCCACCGGUUAUUUUGUGUAAUUUGACAACUAAAAUGAAAUUUAAAAACAUGAGUAUGUGUAUUAUACGUGCGAAUGUAUGUUAUCGUGCUAAGUGCCGAAAAUAUUUUAGUGCAAAUACGAAUAAAAUGCAAACCAACUAAAAAAUACCCAAAAAUGUGUAUUAAUUAACCAAUUCAUGCAUUACGUUUAAUACAGGCAGUGUGGAUAGUUGAAUUGGAUUAAUGAGCAAUCUGGUCCUAAUUGUGAUAAAAAUUAAAUAAAAGUACAUAAAAUAAUAUUAACAAAAUGUUAUGUAUAAUCUGGAAUUAUUAUCCAAAAUGUAAACAGUAAAGUGUUUGGGGAAUUAUGAAACCUAAGUUCUGAAUCUCUUUGAGUGUUUUCUCUUUCACAGGUGGACCGACAGAAAUUCAUACGGAAUUCAACUUGUCUCGUCAUUCUUAUCAUUUAUAUACAUAUUUAUGUAACUAUAUAGCUGUGUAUCGAUAAGAUAGGUGUUACAAACAAUCGUUAGGUAUAUGAAACUAUGUUACUCUGGAGAAACAUGUUGCUAGAAAAUAAGAAACCGAAAACGCUUAGUGAUCAAUGUGAAGUUAACCCGAAAUUAUGAAAUUAAAUGAUAUCCGACUGAUAGUUAAGGAACUGUACAUAUGUAGGUGUGUGUGUAAUAACUAUAUAAAUAGUGACAGAAUAAAUAGAGAGGAAAAAAGCAAUAUUUUAGUGCUGUUACCGCUAAUUUCUUGUGUCGAGAAACCCUACUAGAAUAAACGAAGCAGCCAAGUUCAUAGUGUGCAACAAAAUGGUGUUGCUGAGUAAUCCACAUUUGUUACCGAUUUCCCACUUAAAAUGGAUGGUUAUUUACCCUAUGGUACUACUACUGUUACAGCCUAUUCGUGACGUUGUUGGUGGAGAAAAAUUAGCCCUCUUAUCAGCAACCCUGCGCACUUAUCAAAAAGCUGCUUGUGACAGCGAUCAAGUCAUUAUCGCUUGUCCACGCGGCACAAGCAUCUCAAUCGAGUUCGCACAAUACAACAAUUUCGAAAACAAAGAUGGAUUCAGCAUCGAUGACUUAUGUCCGCUAAAUAAUUCCGCGAAAAAGGUGCAAUCUAAGGCCAAACACCUUCUACGUGGUUCCACAUUCGGAACUCCCGGAUCAAAGAUUCCAACCAUCCAACACCUUUAUGGCCAGACUACGGAACUUCCAAGCUCAAGCCUGCUACCAGAUACACUCAUGACAGAAGAAACUGAAGAUGCCGGUGUGCGUAAGGAAAAUGCCUCGAAUGUUUAUAUAAAAGAAAAUGACUCUUCCGAAAAUUGCAUGUGGCCAAACGCACUUCAGUAUUCGCUGCUGCAGACAGUCGUUGAGGCUUGCCAAAAAAAGAAGCACUGCAAAUUUAACGGUGCCCCACAUUUCUAUAGACUGAGCACAGGCGUUGAUGUUAAUAACUAUAACAACACGGUUAACACCGUAAAUGUGGAUCCUUGUCACAAACGACGUAAAAUUGUGGAGGUGGCUUAUAAAUGUCGUCCAUAUGAAUUUCGUAGUAAAGUGGCCUGUCACAAUGAUAUGGCUCAGUUGGAGUGCAAUCCUUAUUCACGAAUCGCGGUCUAUAGCGCGAGUUUCGGACGCACCGAAUAUGAAAGCAUUCAGUGUCCACAACCCCAAGGAGUACGAGAAGAAACCUGCCAAGCAUCUUAUGCCACCGAAACAGUUAUGCAGAUUUGUCAUGGGCGCCGCCGUUGUAACUUAGCUGCAGAUGCGAACACAUUUGGGUCACCGUGCCAACCGAUGUCGAAAAUGUAUCUGAAAGUAGUUUAUACUUGUGUUCCAAAGCAAGUUUUAAAAGACCGAUACGAAUCGGAAGUUGAAGGAGAUGAGACUGAAGAAUUCGAUGGAGAUAACGAAGUGUAUGACGAUGAAUUGAACUAUAAAGAAUCUGAAGCAAUUCCGAAGGUGUAUAGCAACAGUACUGUUACUGCUGCUAGGUCAAAUGGUACAAAUGCUUCAGCAACUCCCGCCACUUCGAACUUUAGUAAUGGCAAUAUCUCAUUUCAUCUUGAAAUUCCAGACAGCUCCCGUAUCAAUCCGAUUAUGACACAUAGUGCCGACUUAAGUCUGGAAGAUAAUCAGGAGCGACUGUAUUUAUAUCUUCUAAUCGCCGGUUUAAUCGGUGUAAUUAUAUGCAUAAUUAUUGUGUCUGUUCAUGUUUGGAUGCAUAAAAGUCAAGCUCUCAGUUCGGAGACUCAGAUGGCAUCCGUAGAUGGUUCAGGUAACCCGCGUGCUGAUACUACCAUUCCCAAUGGUUUCAAUGACACUAUAUCGGAGAUUGACGCCGAGAUCGAUAUGCCAACUACAAUUUCUGUACCGAGUGUUUCGAAAAAUGAGAAUUAUAUUUCCUAUGGAUCCAAUGGUGGUUUAUACAAUGGCCUUGGAUCAUCCAGUAGAUUGCAGAAUUCAUCGACUUCUGUAUUACAAGAUGGAGCAAGUAUUCCUCCCACGGGUAUCAUCGGCACAUCUGCCCCCUCAACAAUAAUCACGAAUCCUGGCGUAUGCGGAGUAAGACAAUCUCCCGAUAUCAUCGGUAUUACAUCAAAAUCUCACUUAGCGGUGCCUCCUAGUGGCGCCAUUGGCUAUCAAACGGGUGUUGGUGGCAUAUUGGCACCAACAAUUGUAAUUGGUAGCAAUGGGAGUAGUAUCAGUAAUUCCCUUAAUUGUGGUCCAAUGACCUCAAUUGGACAGUACACAACUGCACCCACGAUACGUGCGAGCUACAUCAUCAAUGCUGAGGGAAUGUUAAAGCGACCUCCGAAUCUCCAAACGCCCCCUAUGACAGGUUCAACAACCAACAGUCAGUAUUCGACAACGUCCACACUACGUCGAAUCAAGACCACUGAUCCUUCCGCAAUGCAACAACAAUUAUCUUACGAUGGCACAGCUCCACGUACAUUAUCGACUGGUGUUCCAGUGAACUCCCAAUUCUAUUAUGGAUGACAAAAUUCAGAGGAAUGUGAUGGAAUGAAAGCUAUUUUAUUCGAUACCACUCAACAUAAAGCUGAGGCAAUCGCCACACUUACUGCCCAUCUCUCAUACAACGCAUCAAAAGAGCAACAACAUCAAACAAUUGAGAGUCAUAAUAUAAAUGACAAUCCUAACUCAAACUACAAGGCCACAACCGUGAUGAAGAGUCAGAACACUGCAUCAUCAGACCCCAAAGCUCAGAAAGCUGUCAAUAACACGGAGUCGGAGAGAUCUUUUUGUUUUUGAACGUAGUUCAUUUGACAGAAGACACCGAAGUGUACCAUGUAAAUUUAGAAACAAUUUGUAUAUUAAUAUAUUGUAUAUACAUAUGUAUUUGUAUCACCCACAGUCAUAAAUGUGAUGAUGUAUAUGUAUACAUACAUCAAAAUGUAUAAUGUGUGCAUUCUUAUAAUUGUGUAGUCAUAGAUUUGUAAGAUGUGGAUUUCUAAAAAAUCAUCUAGCGAUAUUUCAGUUGUUAAGUACAAUUUUAAACCCAUUCAUUACUUCAAAAAAAUGCCUACAUACAUACUUACAUAUAUACGCCUAAGGAAAUUGUGCAAAAAUGGACUUAAUGAUUCAUAUUUCCUUAAACAAUUCUCAUCAGCAAUGUUGAUGAUUGAAUGAUGAUAAUGUGAAUUAGUAUUUGGCUGUACAAAAGUAAUAUUAAAAAUGACUUUUCCAAAAAAAAUUUUUUUUUGAAAAUUUAAAAGUUUUUAAGAAUAUACAUAUUUAAUGUAUUAUACAUAUUUAAAUAUUCAUAGUUAUAUUUAGUUUGAAAAUAUUAGAAAGGUGAAAGCAUUGACCUAAGAUUAUUUACUUUAUAUGACCGCUUCAUUUUCUUUUUUCAGCCAAAAUCUACUCAAUUGAUAAUGGAAGCAAUUUUGACGAUUGUUGAUAUGGCAAGCAAUUUACAUACUU